Brassica oleracea var. oleracea is the source of this 1242-nucleotide messenger RNA. Its product is annotated as protein TIFY 7-like. The record is from RefSeq and is a predicted model, not a curated record. Lineage: Eukaryota; Viridiplantae; Streptophyta; Magnoliopsida; Brassicales; Brassicaceae. Bases 170 to 970 code for a protein of 266 amino acids. Gene Ontology annotation, cellular component: nucleus. Gene Ontology annotation, biological process: regulation of defense response; response to wounding; regulation of jasmonic acid mediated signaling pathway. The transcript has 7 exons.
AUAGCGAUUUUAACAAGUAGUCCUUUCCAAAAGUGUGUCUGCAACAUUACCAAAACUAAACCUUCCCCUUUGGUUUCCCAUUUACUUUGCGUUCUGUCUUGUUUUUGAUAAUAUGCUUGUGCAGAAACAGAGAAAAAACUUGUGUUAGUAUUCUUGGAUUUGGUUUGAGAUGGAACGAGAUUUUCUGGGUUUGAGCGACAAGCAGUAUCUGAAUAACGUUAAGCCCGACGUUGACGAUGAUCGUGUCGGAGAACGAGGACUGAGCAAGAAGAUAGCUAAACAAUGGGGAAAGGCAAAGCUCUUACCUAAUUCAAGUUUCAUGCCUGCUGCUGCAGAUCUUCAGUGGUGCCCAUUUUCUGCGGCCAGUAUCCACCGCAGAAGCCAAUUUGGCGGUGGUGCGUUUCAGAACGCGAAUCAGCUUUUACUUGGCGGAUCAGUUCCCUUAACAAAUUAUUCUGCUUUUCGUCCUGCUUUUAACUCGUCCAAGGAUCCACGAGUGGCUUCCUCAGGAUCAUCUCCUCAGCUCACAAUCUUCUAUGCCGGAACUGUUACCGUCUUUAAUGACAUAUCACCUGAUAAGGCUCGAGCCAUUAUGUUAUGUGCUGGGAACGGUUUGCAAGGAGAAACUGGAGAGAGCAGUUUGAAGAAACCUCUUCGAGAAACUGAGAGAGUAUUCUAUGGAAAACAAAUCCAUAAAGCUACUGCUGCUGCAUCUUCAAGCUCUGCCACUAGCGCUGAUAGUUUCUCUAGGUGUAAAGACAAACACGUUGGUGCGACAAAUGCAAUGACUAUGAUUGAAUCAUUCAAUGCAGGUCCUAGCAAUAUGAUUCCUUCAGUUCCUCAAGCUCGUAAAGCAUCGCUGGCUCGGUUCUUGGAGAAGCGCAAAGAGAGGAUCAUGAGUGCAAUGCCAUACAAGAAGAUGCUUCUUGAUUUGUCGACGGGAGAAUCAAGUGCUGCUUCUCAUACCUAAAACCUUCUUCUUCUUGGUGGUGUUAUAAACCACUCUGAGAUUUUUUUCACGAUGGUAAUUUGAAAAAUAAUCAGUAGAUUAUUACUGUUAUAGCUACCAUUGAUAAUGUUACGAGCAAAAGAAGGCGUUAGGCGUAUGUGUACUAUUUGAUCAUUGUUGUAAUGGUUGUUGUAGGAUUAUUUUACUACCUCAAAUACUAACAGAUGUAUGUUUGUCAUGUCUGUCAAGAAUAAAAGACCGAAUAAAAAUCACUAUUAUUAAUAUUAUCUAUA